GCUCCUCUCCCCUCCCCUCCCCUCCCCUCCCCGAUCGAUAGAAGAGGCUCGCGAGUUUGCGCUCUUUCGUCGCUUCCUGCCGUCAGCAUUCCGUUUUGCAGUGUCCUUCGACUCGUGCCCGCCCCCCGGUCAAACUCCCCCUCGGAGGCAAUCGCGGAGGAUUUUCCCUUCCCGAUCGCCACGUGACACGCGACCGGGGGCUCGUCGGAGGCGUGUGCACCGCGCGCCUCUCACAUCUCGAGGGAAGGCCCAAACGACCGCGUGCCUCAUUCCGUCCGCGUCUCGCGCGCCUCAUCGACCCGUGCAACGUCUGUGGUUCUCCCGAUCUCCCCGGCGUUCGCCCAGGUUCGUCCCCGCCAGCGAGUCGAGAGGCAUUCGAGGUCGACACGUCGACGUCCGAUCGAGGCAGCCAUGUCGGGUUCCGGAAUCGCCGCCGCGGAGCAACUGUCGAAGUCCGACACCUUGGGACUUCGAAAGAAACACCUCGGACCGUCCUGCUCUCUCUUCUUCGAGAAGGACCCGCUGAAGAUCGUGAGGGCCGAGGGUCAGUACAUGUACGACGAAGACGGUCGCCAGUACCUGGACUGCAUCAACAACGUCUGUCACGUGGGUCACUGUAACAAGCGGGUCGUCGAGGCGGCGUGCCAGCAGCUGUCCACGCUCAACACCAAUUCCCGGUUUCUCUACGAUAACCUGUCCCUUUACGCUCGGAAACUCUGUUCCCUGUUCCCGGACCCCCUGUCCGUCGUCUUCUUCACGAAUUCCGGCUCGGAGGCGACGGAUUUGGCGCUCCGCCUCGCCCGGGCCCACACCGACUCCUUCAUCACCAUCACGCUCGAACACGCAUACCACGGCCACGUGACGUCGGCCAUGGAAGUGAGUCCGUACAAGUGUCCCGAGGGGAAGAUGACCUUGCCUCCGUACGUCCAUGUCGCCCCGUGCCCGGAUUCCUACCGCGGCAAGCACCGCGACGCGGACCACGGCCCGGAGGAGCUCGGCCGUCUCUACGCGAAGGAGGUGAAGGACAUCUGCGAGAAGGUGACGAAGGGCGGGGAUCGCGUCGGGGCCUUCAUCGCCGAGAGCAUGCAGAGCUGCGGAGGACAGAUCAUCUUUCCCCCGGAUUAUCUUCGACGCACCUACGAGUGCGUUCGAGAGGCAGGAGGAGUCUGCAUCGCGGACGAAGUCCAGAUCGGCUUCGGACGGGUCGGGACGCAUUGGUGGGCGUUCGAGACUCAGGGCGUCGUGCCCGACAUCGUCACUCUCGGGAAGCCCAUCGGGAACGGACAUCCUCUCUCCGCCGUCGUGACGACCCCCGAAAUCGCCAAAAGUUUCCAUUCCACGGGAAUCGAGUUCUUCAGCACGUUUGGAGGUAACCCGGUGUCGUGUGCCAUCGGAAUGGCUGUGAUAAAAGAAGUGGAGGAUCGGGAUCUCAAGACCCAUGCGAAGGAGGUCGGUGAUUACCUUGUGAGUUCUCUGAGGAGCCUCAUGCCCCGGUUCCCCAUGAUCGGGGACGUUCGGGGAAUCGGUCUUUUCGUCGGCAUCGACUUGGUUCGGGAUCGGGAGCUCCGGACCCCUGCCACCGAGGAAGCCAGACGUCUCUUGUUCAGGUUGAGACAGGAGGGUGUGAUCUUGAGUUUGGACGGUCCCUACGAUAACGUACUCAAGUUCAAGCCUCCCAUGACGUUCUCGAAGGCCAACGUGGAUCGUAUCGUCCUUCUUCUCCAACGCCUCAUCCCCGAGAUCAAAGAAGAUGCGACGGCGGGCUUCCAGAAGAAACCUGAGGCGUGCAAUGCACUCACCGCGGACAAGCCAGUCUCGCGUAAUGCUCGCAUCUGUGUUGCACCGCUCAUCCAGCCACCCGGGGAUUUACUAUGUGGAAUGCGAAGAGCACAGGGGUGUCAGAGUCGGAUGAAGAGUGGUUAUAUCGCCAGCUGCUACUGAAAGUCAUGUCCUCUAAGACUCAAUCCUUUGGUUUUUUUUCCUGCAAUUUCUCCUUGAGAAGAGUUCAAACGUGUGAAAUCACUAUCCAGUGUGCACAACACCUUAUCCGGCGACUUUGUUCCUGCUGUAGUUGAUUGCUAAUGUCACUUAUAUUUUUCUCCUGUUCUUCUAUUCCUGGAAAAUAUUAGGAAUAAAAGAAGGAUAACUCUAUUAUUAGUUCAAUAUAAAAAAA
Darwinula stevensoni is the source of this 2173-nucleotide messenger RNA. Lineage: Eukaryota; Metazoa; Arthropoda; Ostracoda; Podocopida; Darwinulidae. The record is from the annotation of a GenBank genome assembly.